Euleptes europaea (tarantolino) is the source of this 1025-nucleotide messenger RNA. RefSeq names its product N-terminal asparagine amidase (gene NTAN1). Gene Ontology annotation, biological process: ubiquitin-dependent protein catabolic process. The record is from RefSeq and is a predicted model, not a curated record. Gene Ontology annotation, cellular component: nucleus. The transcript has 10 exons. Bases 1 to 933 code for a protein of 310 amino acids. Gene Ontology annotation, molecular function: protein-N-terminal asparagine amidohydrolase activity. NCBI's taxonomy places the organism in Eukaryota, Metazoa, Chordata, Lepidosauria, Squamata, Sphaerodactylidae.
AUGCCUUUGCUGGUGGGCGGGGAGCGGGUGGACCUGUCCCAGCUGGCCAGGCAGCGGCUUUAUUCCUACCCGGAGCUGGAGGAGAGAGCCAAGCUACUAAGGAGCCAGCCCGCUCAAACAGUGGGACCCCGAGGCCUUUUGUAUGUCCAGCAAAGAGAGUUUGCAGCGACCACUCCUAAAGAUGGGUCUGUUUCGAUUCUAGGAUCUGACGACGCAACCACCUGCCACUUGGUAGUGUUAAGACACACAGGUAGCGGGGCCACCUGCCUGACCCACUGCGAUGGGUCAGAUACAGACAAAGAAGUCUUGUUGAUUACCAGCGCUGUCCGAGCGCUCUCUCCUAACACAGAAUAUGGAAGGUUGGAAUUGCAUCUAGUUGGCGGCUUCAGUGAUGAUCGACACUUAUCCCAGCGACUAACCAAUCAGCUUCUCCGAGCGUUUGACCGCUUGCAGGACAAUGUCCAUUUAGUGACGUUCUGUGUGACAGAGUUGAAUGACCGGCAGGAAAAGGGCAAUCACUAUCCAUACAUUUAUGGAAUUGCAGCAAAUGUUAAGACCGGAGAAAUCUUCCAUGCUACUUUUCCAGACAAAGGACCAGAGGAGGAUUUGCGGUCUGCCAGCAUCUUAACUGGAGCCCAGAUGGUGAACAUUUAUGACUCCAGAAAGGAGCAACUCUGUAUCGGGCCUUACGACUGGAUGCCUUUCCAUCAUGCGGGUUUCUGGCUAGAACAAGACGAUCAGUACAUAUUGCAGAAUCUCUCCACCUCACCUCUGGCCGAACCGCCUCACUUCAUUUCCCACAUCCGAGCGACCCUGUCGUGUUUGAAGGAGCAUCCGUUCCCGGACAGGACCCUGUUCCCCAGCAGGAAACCUUGGAUCUAUAUCAAGAAUGAAGACGGCCUCUGGGAGAGGGUUUCUUCUGAGCAAAUCUAACCCGCAGGGGAGAAACUGAGAAAGCACGGGUGACCAAACAAGGAGCUCACAGUCAGAGACUGAGUUGGACUACAGAAGUGCGUUAUAAUAUC